GAGAGGAUUUUCUUUUCUAUGGCUCUUUAUUUAAACCAACAUUUAUGUAGGCCGCAGUAUUGUGAUCUAUUUGUCCAUGGGCGAGGUUGAUGGGUUUUAUUUAACAAAUUAUGUGAUUCAGUAGCAUACUGAAAGGGUCCUGGAAACGCCUGCGCUUAUGCAUCUCUGGCGGUUGUGUUUCAUUGGGGUGGAGCUAGAGACCAUUGACACGUAAGAAUCCUGCUUUAAUUUUAUGGAAGAGGCUACGUAGGCCUACAUCUUUUUAGUAGCGAAGAAUGGUAUUUUUUAAUAUAGCCAGCUACUAAUAUUUUUUAUUUGGUUUGAUGUACAUAAUUAUCCAACGCGACUAAAUUAGGCUGUAGAAAGGGCCUACAUAGUCGACGUUGAGAAUGAGAUUCUCAAUGUUUAUUUCUCUGCUGAGGCCGAUCGGGCCGGUUAUUAUCGGUAUUUCUUUGGGAUUUACCUUAAGUUUACUUAGUGUGAAUUGGGUGGAGGAGUCUUGUUUCCUCAACGGGAAAGCGAGUGAAGAAAUAAGUUUGUCCCAAGACGGGAAUUCAAAAGGAGCAAGGAGACCCAAUUCGAUAUCGACGGUCAAAGAUGUGGACGCCGAGGAAGAUUUUGAGCCAAGAAUAGUGCCAUAUAAACCUGUCCAACAAAGCAAACCAAAUAAACUUUUUCGGGCUAAGUACAUCAGUACAGAGCUGGGGAUCCGGCAGCGCCUCUUCGUAGGGAUCCUGACGUCCAAAAGCACCAUCAACACAUUGGGAGUAGCCGUGAACCGCACCAUCAGCCACCACCUGGACACUGUCGUCUUCUUCACCGGCAUGCGCAACCGCAAAGUGCCCCACGGCAUGUUCGUGGUCACCCAUGGAGACGAGAGGCUCAUAUGGAACAUGUUCCAGACCAUCAAGUACAUCUUGGAGCACUAUGUCCAUGAGUAUGACUGGUUCUAUCUGGCCCAGGACGACACCUACACCGAGGCAGACCGGAUCAAACAGCUGGUGGCUCACCUGAGCAUGGACCGGGAGCUUUACAUGGGCAGCCCUGAGGAGUUUAUAGGUGGUGAGAUGGAGGGGAGGUACUGCUACGGUGGUUUCGGAUACAUUCUCUCCCGUACCCUGUUGCUCCGGCUCAAACCCUUCCUGGAGAACUGUAGGAAUGACAUCCUGAGCGCCAGGCCUGACGAGUGGCUGGGCAGAUGCAUCAUUGAUUAUGCCAACACCAACUGUGUGGAUGAGCAUGAGGGGCUGCAAUACUACCAUUACGAGAUGGGCAAGAACUCAGAUCCGAGUAAGGAGGACAAUAUGCAGUUUAAAAAUGCCUUGACUGUCCACCCGGUGUCUGACCCUGAGCAGAUGUAUAGACUACACAAGCACUUCACUGAGAUCGAACUGCAGAGGACAUACGAUGAGAUUGAGAAGCUGCAGACGGAGAUAAAGAAUGUGAGUGAAGUGGCUUAUGAUGGCAACCGGAACGCCCAGUGGCCCAUUGGGAUCAAUCCUCCCUUUGAGCCCAAGUCUCGCUUCGAGGUCCUUCGAUGGGACUACUUCACAGAGGAACAGGUGUAUUCAUGCAUCGACGGCUUCCCCAAGUGUGAACUGCGCGGUAUUGAUCGUUUGGACGUGGCCGACGUCAUCGAGAUAGCCAUGGGGGAGCUGAACAAGAAGUACAAGCCUGUCCUCCACUUGAAGAAGCAGCAGCUGAUCAAUGGCUACCGGCGCUUCGACCCCACUCGGGGCAUGGAGUACACCCUGGACCUGCAGCUGGAGGUAGUCAACCAGAAAGGUCACAGUAGCUCCAUCACCAAGAGGGUCCACCUGGUGCGUCCCCUGAGUCGCAUCGAGAUCAUCCCCAUGCCUUAUGUCACAGAGGCCACCAGAGUUCACAUCAUCUUACCGCUGAACGUUCAGGAUCGAGAUUACGUCAACCAUUUUCUUGAAGUGUUGGCCGCAAAUUCAUUUGAGACCAGUGAAAACGCCAUCUUGACUUUCCUGUUCAUCUACGACCCAUUCGAGGCCCAGCAGGUCAACCAGAAUGACAUCUUCGCCAGUGUUAAAACCCAGAUCAAUGCCUACGAACGCAAGUAUCCAACGGUGAAGAUCCCGUGGAUAAGUGUCAAGACCGAAACCCCCUCUCAAAUCAAAUUCAUGGACAUCAUCUCGAAGAAGCACCCAGUAGACACUCUGUUCUUCAUCACUAACGUCAACACCAACGUCAACUCAGAGUUCCUCAACCGAUGCCGCAUGAACUCCAUCAACAACUGGCAGGUGUUCUUCCCAAUCCACUUCCAGGACUACAACCCAGACAUUGCCUUCCAUAACCAGGAGCCCCCACCCUCAGUAGACCUGGUCAAGGACGCCGGACACUUUGACCGCAGUUCGUUCGAGGAGGCGUGCUUCUACAACACUGACUACAUGGCGACGCGCACACGCAUGGCCUCCGACGUGCAGGAGAACGAGGAGAUCCUGGAGACCUUGGAUAUCUACGAUAUGUUUGUCAGGUACUCAACCCUGCAUGUGUUCAGGGCUGUGGAGCCAGCCUUGCACCAGAAGUACCACUACCAGGCCUGUAACCCUCGGCUCAGUGAGGACAUCUACCACAGGUGUGUCCAGAGCAACCUGGAUGGCCUGGGAGCCCGUUCCCAGCUCGCCAUGCUGUUAUUUGAACAAGAACAAGGAAAUAGCACUUGAUCACACCUCGCUUAGAAACUUCACCUUGAAUGUGUGUGUGAUUGGGUGUAUGUGAAUGUGUGUGUGCAUGUUUGUGUGUUUGCGUGCGUGUGAUUGUGUGCAUGUCUGUUUUAAAACUAGUGCAGUACAUUCCUAUUUUUUUUUUUUUACUGAAUACAAAAAACCAUGCUGGAACCAAAUGGGGUGGUUUUGAACAUUGAAAGUAUUUUAAACCUUUGAUUGGUGGUCAUGCAGAGAUGCCUAUACCAAUAUUUUUUAAUAUAUUAGAAAAGUUCUACAUACAUUUGAUGUUGCUCUCAAGGGUAUGACUUUUAACCUGCACAGCUUUUGAUACUUGGUCCUUUGCAGUUUAGUAAUCACUACUAAAGCACAUCUCAAUAUUUGUGCCUUUUAAUGUCUGUCGGUCCUCUUGUAUUUUCAUGUCCCUUGUCACAUCAAGCAAAAAGUAGAUUUACAUGUACACAUUUAUCAAUAUUUGAGGCCUCAUAUUUCCACACUACACAAUUCAUAUUUUAAUGUGUAAGCUGGCAUCUGAAAAAUAGAUUCACUCUACUCAAAGAUGUUAAACGGAAGAAAGCUUUAUGACACUGACGUAAUCAGAUGCACCGUGAGAUUACUGUUAGGUUAAGAGGAUUGGACAUUAUCUGUCGGUACUGUAGGUCCCCGUAGGUGAGAUAGAAAACUACUCCUCUAGGGGUCUCUUUAGGAGGUUGCAGCAUUACACAUUCUUUAAAAAAUAAAAUAAAAAGCAUAUGAUUGUCUGUUAUUUAGAAUAGGAAAUCAUGUCAUCUUUAUCUGUUACAUUUCUAUCUGCAACACUCUAGACAUUUCACCCCUCUGAAUACACGGUUAGAUACUGUACUUUUUCUCUGACCAUAUUGCUGGAGAUUCCUUGAAAAUAACUGAGGUCAACUUUGUGACUGGACUAGUUCACAUAAGUUGCUGGUUUCAGUAUGUACCACACUAAAAUGUCAUCUCAAUAUAUUAAAGUAGCAAUUUGAAAGCAGUUGCAUUUUAAGAAUGUAGUUAUUGAGGGCAAUCAGGAUUGCGGUUUGUAAUGUAUACGUUGGUAGUCAACGUUGUAACAUGAAUAAUAUUACAUUUCUAUUAAAUUUCUAUUGCAUCGGAAUAUACCUGAAGAUAUACAGUUGAAGUCGGAAGUGUAUGUAAAUACACCUUAGCAUUUCAACUCAGUUUUUCACAAUUCCUGACAUUUAAUCCGACAAAAAAUUCCCUGUCUUAGGUCAGUUAGGAUCACCACUUUAUUUUAAGAAUGUGAAAUGUCAGAAUAAUUGUUGUGAUUUUUUUCAGCUUUUAUUUCUGUCAUCACAUUCCCAGUGGGUCAGAAGUUUACAUACACUCAAUUAGUAUUUGGUAGCGUUGCCUCUAAGUUGUUUAACUUGAGUCAAACGUUUUGGGUAGCCUUCCACAAGCUUCCCACAAUAAGUUGUGUAAAUUUUGGCCUAUUCCUCCUUACAGAGCUGGUGUAACUGAGUCAGGUUUGUAGGCCUCCUUGCUCGCACACGCUUUUUCAGUUCUGCCCACAAAUGUUCUAUAGGGUUGAGGUCAAGGCUUUGUGAUGGCAACUCCAAUACCUUGACUUUGUAAUUCCUUUAGCCAUUUUGCCACAACUUUGGAACUAUGCUUGGGGUAAUUGUCCAUUUGGAAGACCCAUUUGUGACCAAGCUUUAACUUCCUGACCUGAUGUCUUGAAAUGUUGCUUCAAUAUAUCCACAUACUUUUCUUUCCUCAUGAUGUGCUCUAUUUUGUGAAGUGCACCAGACCGACCCCCUGCAACAAAGCACCCCCACAACAUGAUUCUGCCUCCCCGGUGCUUCACGGUUGGGAUAGUGUUCUUCAGCUUGCAAGCCUCCCCUUUUUCCUCCAAACACAACGAUGGUCAUUAUGACCAAACAGUUCUAUUUUUGUUUCAUCGGGCCAGAGAACAUUUCUCCAAAAAGUACAAUCUUUGUCCCCAUGUGCAGUUGCAAACCGUAGUCUGGCUUUUUUAUGGCGUUUUUGGAGCAGUAAAACCGUAGUCGGGCGGUUGUAUGGCAAUUCUGGAGCACAACCAGACUUGUGGAGGUCUACAAAACUUCUUCUGAGGUCUUGGCUGAUUUCUUUUGAUUUUCCCAUGAUGUCAAGCAAAGAGGCACUGAGUUUGAAGGUAGGCCUUGAAAUACAUCCACAGGUACACCUCCAAUUGAUUCAACUUAUGUCAAUUAGCCUAUUAGAAGCUUCUAAAGCCAUGACACCAUUUUCUGGAAUUUUCCAAGCUGUUUAAAGGCACAGUGAACUUAGUGUAUGUGAACUUCUGACCCACUGGAAUUGUGAUACAGUGAAAUAAUCUGCCUGUAAACAAUUGUUGGGAAAAUGACUUGUGACAUGCACAAAGUACAUGUCCUAACAAACUUGCCAAAACUAUAGUUUGAUAAGACAUUUGUGGAGUGGUUGUAAAACCUGUUUUAAUGACUCCAACCUGAGUGUAUGUAAACUUCCGACUUCAACUGUACAUAGUUUGAAUAUUGACAUUUCCCUGCAACAUUUCUGCCAAGUUAUAAUAAUAAUUACAAUUAUUAUUAUAAUUAUUGUGUGUAUAUGUACAUUUCCAUGGUACCACAUUGUAGCCCUCAAUAUGUAAUAGUUUGGCAUCAAGCAAAUAGCUGUACACUGCAAUUUCCACUCAGUAUAGUGCAAACAGAGGCCUUUUGAGUGGGUGCAGCAGGUACCAGUAACCUGAGAAGUAAAAUAUGUGCAAUACUGUAGAGAUAUAUAUAUAUAACUGUCCAUUCAAGGACAGGGAUUUUAUUUGUUUGACAUGUGUUGCAAAUUGAGAAUAUGUUCUAAAGUUAUAUUUAUAAAGCUUAUACCAAGCCAAUAUCCUUUGUAACACUGAAUGUGACAUGGCCUACAUUUAUGGUAGACAGUGAAAUGACGUUGCAACGAGUAGCAGCGCAGAUGUUGCGAUGAGACGCAAGACUUUGUUCUCAUACAGUCACACAUAGUAUCUGCGCGUGUGUCUGGGUUCGUACGGGACGAAACUGCUGAGAAGUUUAGCCUCGCGCUUCAACGCUCUUAUUUGUUGCGGAAGUUGACCCACUAUGUUGUUGACUUUGUGCAUCUUAUGUCCUUUCGCUGAGUCUACAGUACCUUUUUUAAGACUUUACUGACAUUACUGUUUUGUGUAUAAAUUAAUACACUACAUUUUAAAGAUUUGAUUUGUAUUAUACUGAAAGAAAUACUAUGGACACUGAAUCUAUCAUGAAAUGAAUACAUACUAAAAAGAAACAACCAAAUGCCCUUGUAAAUCUACAUGUACAGUGCCUUCAGAAAGUGUUCACACCCUUUUUUACUUUUGUGUAACUGAUCUACACAAUACUCCAUAAUGUCAAUGUGGAAUUUGGUUUGUGGAACAUUUUAGAAAGGAAUAAAAAAAUGAAAAGUCAAUAAGUAUUCAACCCCUUUGUUAUGGCAAGCAUAGAUAAGCACAUUUUUACUCCUGAACUUAACGAAUCACGUAAGUUGCAUGGACUCAUUCUGUGUGCAAUAAUAGUGUUUAACAUACUUUUUGAAUGCUACCUCAUCUCUGUACCCCACACAUACAAUGAAUUAUAUGUAACUUCCCUCAGUCGAGUAGUGAAUUUCCAACACAGAUUCAACCACAAAGAUGUGGGAGGUUUUUCAAUGCCUCACUAAUUACACUUUGGAUGGUGUAUCAAUACACUCGAAAGAUACAGCCGUCCUUCCUAACUCAGUUGCUGGAGAGGAAGGAAACUGCUAAGGGAUUUCACUAUGAAGCCAAUGGUGAUUUUAAAAUGGCUGUGAUAGGAAAAACUAAGGAUGGAUCAACAAUGUAGUUACUCCCCAGUACUAGCCUAAUUGAGUGAAAGGAAACCUGUGCAGAAAAAAACUAUUCCAAAACAGGCAUCCUGUUUGUAAUAAGGCACUAAAGUAAUACUGCAAAAAAUGUGGCAAAGCAAUUAACUUUUUGUCCUGAAUACAAAGUGUCAUGUUUGGGGAAAAUCCAAUAAAGCACAUUAUUGAGUACCACCAUCCAUAUUUUCAAGCAUAGUGUUGGCCGCAUCAUGUUAUGGGUGUGCUUGUAAUUGUUAAGGACUGGGGAGUGUUUUCUGGAUAAAAAAAGAAACGGAAUGGAGCUAAGUACAGGCAAAAUCCUAGAGGAAAACCUGGUUCAGUCUGCUUUCCACCAGACACUGGGAGAUUAAUUCACCUUUCAGCAGGACAAUAACCUAAAACACAAGGCCAAAUUUACGCUGGAGUUGCUUACCAAGAAGACAGGGAAUGUUCCUUUAGUUGCCGAGUUAGUUUAUUUACUUAGACAACCAAAAAAAGUAGAUUUAACAAUGAAUAUUGUUCUCUAGCAAUGAACAACAACCAAAUUGACAGAGCUUGAAGAAUAUUGAAAAGAAUAAUGGAAAAAUGUUGCAAAAUCCAGGUGUGGAAAGCUCUUAGAGACUUAUCCAGAAAGACUCUCAGCUGUAAUCACUGCCAAAGGUGCUUCUACAAAGUAUUGACUCAGGGGUGUGAAUACUUGUGUAAUUGAGAUUUCUGUAUUUCAUUACAAAUUAUCACAUUUUGAAUUCAGUCUAACACAAGAAAAUGUGGAAUAAUUUGAGGGGUAUGAAUACUUUCUGAAAGCACUGUAUAUGAUUUUCCAAGAGGUUUUGUAAUUGCAUCCAAAAUAUGCAUGUCUAUUUUGCUAGAGACCAUUUGAGAUUACAAUACAUUAUGCAAAUUCAGAAUGAUGAAGCUCAAAUAGAGAUUUCCAUUGUUUCCCUUGUAUCUGAUGUGUGUAAAUAUAAUAUGUAAGGGAUAAUCCACGAGGGGCUAUGCGUUCUAUGAAAAAUAAUGAACAACGUGGAAGGUGUGACCUUCCACGGAGUUGCAUUAUUUUCCAGAGAAUGCAUAGAGCCCCGAGUUGAAUAUCCCUUUUAUACCAUGGCUAUAAUUUAACAUAUUUGCCACUAGAAAUGUGUUAAUUUGCCUGUAGAAAUGUGUUCAACAUCCACUGAAGUAGCUAGCAAGUUUACUAGAUGGCUAGUUGCCAUGGUCACCAAACAGACUUGCUAGUUUAGCUAACCAAACCAAUCAGUCCUAGCUUGUUAUUAUGAAAAUCGAAUUCAACAAUACCAAUACUGUUUUCAAUUUGACUUUUGCUUUCAAAAGCAACUAAAAAAACAUGUACAAAUGAGCUAUUGCCAUUGAAUUCUACUGAGCAAAUAUAGCAUGUGUUAUUUAAGCAAUAAGUCAUGAGGGGGUGUGGUAUAUGGCCAAUAUACCAUUACUUGUGGAGUGCUUGGAUACAGCCCUUAGCUGUGGUAUAUUGGUCAUAUACCACAAACACCCAAAGGUGCCUUAUUGCUAUUAUAAACUGGUUACAAACGUCAUAAAAAAAAACAUUUGUCAUACCCGUGAUAUACCACGGCUGCCAGCCAAUUGGCAUUUAGGGCUCGAACCACCCAUUUUAAAGAGGCAAAUAAUGCCCACUCUAGGAUGCCCUUUGAGCCAAUCUGGAAGGACUAUUCAACAAUGCCAUGGUAUGUCAUCUAAUUGUUAUGACAAAUCUUCAGUUAGUAGCUUUGUUUAGGUGAGGCGAUGGCGUAAUCGACAUUUCCUGCUUUGCAUUUUACACUGUUGACUAUUCUCUGUUUACUAGCAGUGUAAGUAUUGGAUUCAGUCGUUUGAAGUGUCCAGUGUAUGUUUCUAAUGGUAGUGUUAACCUAACUCAUUAUUAAUCUAAUUGAGAAACAGUGACCAAUUGGAAAUUCAAUCCAUAUCCUCCCCAUAAAGCAGCUGACCCAAGUCUGUCCAGACCUAUAUUAAAAAGGUCCUGUGUACAGCACAAGCUGUAAAUUAUCCCCCCCCCCCCCGUCUACAGGACAUCCGUUACAAAACAAACCACCGCAGAACACUUCCAAUCUACAAAUGGAAAAUGAAAUAAGCAUUGGUAAAUAUUCUGUUACAAACAUGUUCCAUGUCAUAUUACUGAGUACAUCACUAUUGUGUAGAUACAAGACUCAAUGGUGUACUGAAAUCCUCAAUGAACUGUGAAUUAUGGUAAUGAUGGAAUAAACAACUAAAGUGUGAA
Oncorhynchus masou masou (cherry salmon) is the source of this 8799-nucleotide messenger RNA. Its product is annotated as chondroitin sulfate synthase 2-like. Gene Ontology annotation, molecular function: glucuronosyl-N-acetylgalactosaminyl-proteoglycan 4-beta-N-acetylgalactosaminyltransferase activity. The transcript has 4 exons. Gene Ontology annotation, cellular component: Golgi cisterna membrane. Bases 390 to 2690 code for a protein of 766 amino acids. Lineage: Eukaryota; Metazoa; Chordata; Actinopteri; Salmoniformes; Salmonidae. The record is from RefSeq and is a predicted model, not a curated record.